Musa acuminata subsp. malaccensis (wild Malaysian banana) is the source of this 1452-nucleotide messenger RNA. Its product is annotated as protein SHORT-ROOT-like. The record is from RefSeq and is a predicted model, not a curated record. NCBI's taxonomy places the organism in Eukaryota, Viridiplantae, Streptophyta, Magnoliopsida, Zingiberales, Musaceae. Gene Ontology annotation, biological process: regulation of DNA-templated transcription. Gene Ontology annotation, cellular component: nucleus. Gene Ontology annotation, molecular function: sequence-specific DNA binding; DNA-binding transcription factor activity.
AUUUCGAGAAAAUAUUGUGAGAUCGUUCUCGAAAUAAUUAUGACGUCGUCGUCAUGCAGUCGCUCGAUUUAAAUAGGAUUCGAUGCAUGAAGAUAUGUGUUGAACUCACCUUUCGCCGGCAUCUCCUUCCUCCUCCUCUCUUUUGUCCCGAACAUGAAGCCCGCACCCGGAUCUCCCGGCUCGGCCUCCGAAGCUAGCUUUGUCGUAUGAUCUCCAGAGAAGAUGAUGCUAUCUACAGAUAACAUGCAUAAUCCACACCCGCACUACCAUCAGAUAUUUGCUGGCUGCCUGGAACUGGAGCUUGACGAUCCGAACGCCACCGAGCGAUGGGCCGCGGAACUCCUCCGCGAGUGUGCGACGGCCAUCUCGGAGAACGAUUCGGGCAAGCUGCAUCACCUGCUGUGGAUGCUGAAUGAGCUCGCAUCCCCCUACGGAGACUGCGAGCAGAAGGUCGCAUCUUAUUUCCUGCAAGCUCUCUUCUGCAAAGCGACUGAGCUGGGAGAGCACUGCUACAAGACGUCGUUGGCGGUGGCAGAAAGGUGCCACUCCUUCGAGUCGACGAGGAAGGUCAUCCUCAAGUUUCAAGAGGCGAGCCCUUGGACCACGUUCGGUCACGUAGCAUCCAACGGCGCCAUCUUGGAGGCGUUCGAGGGAGAAGCGAAGCUCCAUAUAAUCGAUAUCAGCAACACCUACUGCACUCAGUGGCCGACGUUGCUGGAGGCCUUGGCCACCCGGAACGACGACACGCCACACCUGAGGCUAACCGUCGUUGCGACGGUGGGCAUGGGCGGAUCGGUCAUGGACGAGAUAGGGAUGCGGAUGGAGAAGUUCGCGAGGUUGAUGGGGGUGCCAUUCCAGUUCCAUGUGAUACGUAAUUUGACGCGACUGGAUGAGCUCAAGUACGAGGAGUUCGGGCUGCGGGAGGGCGAAGCGGUGGCGGUGAACUGCGUCGGGGCCUUGCGGCGCGUCAGCGUCGAAGAGAGAGACGCCUUCGUCGGCAUGCUGAGCAGGUUACGGCCGCGGGUGGUCACGGUGGUGGAGGAGGAGGCCGACUUCACGAGCUGCAAGGGUGAGUUCGUGAGCUGCUUCGAGGAGUGCUUGAGGUUCUACACCAUGUACUUCGAGAUGCUGGAGGAGAGCUUUGCACCCACUAGCAACGAGAGACUGGCACUGGAAAGGGAGUGCUCUAAGAGCAUCGUGAGUGUUCUGGCUUGCGAUGGCCAUGAUAGCGGAGACUGCGAGAGAAGGGAGAAAGGGAGACAGUGGUGCGAACGACUGAUGGAAUCCUUCUCGCCGAGCACCUUCAGCGACGACGUCGUCGAUGAUCUGAACGCAUUGUUGAGGCGGUAUCGCGCAGGGUGGUCGCUCGUGCCGGCAGAAGGAGACGCCUCAGGUCUCUACCUGACAUGGAAGCAGGAACCGGCCGUGUGGGCUUGUGCCUGGAAACCUUAG